GUGGGGCGGGGGCGGGACGUCGCCCGGCCGCGGCUCGGGCCUUGGGUCAGCAGCCACCGGGUUGGCCGGCGUCCGGGCGGGACAUGGCGAGUUGUGCAGCCCGGCGGGCCCUGGCUGUGGGCAGUCGCUGCUGGUCCCGGUCGUUGACAGGAGCCCGCGGGCCGAAGCCGUUCUGUGCGGCGCGGGGAGCAGGGGCCUUCCUUCCAGCGGCGACCACGACGGCGCAGAGGCAUCUCUCGUCCCGAAACCGACCAGAGGGCAAAGUGCUGGAAACAGUAGGUGUGUUUGAGGUGCCGAAACAGAAUGGCAAAUAUGAGACUGGGCAGCUUUUCCUUCACAGUGUUUUUGGCUACCGAGGCGUUGUCCUGUUUCCCUGGCAGGCCCGACUCUAUGACCGCGAUGUGGCUUCUGCAGCUCCAGAAAAAGCAGAGAACCCUGCUGGCCACGGCUCUAAGGAGGUGAAAGGCAAAACCCAUACUUACUACCAGGUGCUGAUUGACGCCCGUGACUGUCCACAUAUAUCCCAGAGAUCUCAGACAGAAGCUGUGACCUUCUUGGCCAACCAUGAUGACAGCCGGGCCCUCUAUGCUAUCCCUGGCCUGGACUAUGUCAGUCACGAGGACAUCCUCCCCUACACCUCCACCGACCAGGUUCCCAUCCAACACGAGCUCUUUGAAAGGUUUCUCCUGUAUGACCAGACUAAAGCGCCCCCCUUUGUGGCUCGGGAGACACUGCGGGCCUGGCAAGAGAAGAAUCACCCCUGGCUGGAGCUUUCUGACGUCCACCGGGAAACAACGGAGAAUAUCCGUGUCACGGUCAUCCCAUUCUACAUGGGCAUGAGGGAAGCUCAGAAUUCCCAUGUCUACUGGUGGCGCUAUUGCAUCCGCCUGGAGAACCUUGACAGUGACGUGGUGCAGCUCCGGGAGCGGCACUGGAGGAUAUUCAGCCUCUCUGGCACUUUGGAAACAGUGCGAGGCCGAGGCGUGGUGGGCAGGGAACCAGUGCUAUCCAAGGAGCAGCCGGCAUUCCAGUAUAGCAGCCACGUCUCCCUGCAAGCUUCCAGUGGGCACAUGUGGGGCACGUUUCGCUUUGAGAGACCUGAUGGUUCCCACUUUGAUGUCCGGAUCCCACCCUUCUCCCUGGAAAGCAAUAAAGAUGAGAAGACACCACCCUCAGGCCUUCACUGGUAGGCCAGCUGAGGCCGAGAGCCUGGCCCAGCCCAGCUCACCAGAGGAACAGAUCUCAUCCCACACUUGCUGCAGACUCUUCCUCCUGGUUGCGGGGCCACACUGAGUCACUUAAUCUUUUGCACCAUUUGAUCAUGGGGCCCUUUGGGGAUGCAGUUGUUUUCUUUGGAAAACCCAUGUAGGACUCCUCCAAGGCUGGCCUGUUUAUAAACGCUGUCUGCACUGUGUUCCAGUAAACUUUCCACCAUGGAACUGUUGAGCUGCCAUAGGCCUGUAGGAGCUUCCUGGCCUAUCACAAGUUGUCUGGAACAUUAAGUUUGGUCAAUAAACCAGUGCACGCUUG
Molecule: messenger RNA, 1530 nt
Organism: Ochotona princeps (American pika)
Lineage: Eukaryota; Metazoa; Chordata; Mammalia; Lagomorpha; Ochotonidae
Gene: POLDIP2
Product: DNA polymerase delta interacting protein 2
Exons: 11
Coding region: 84-1190 (368 amino acids)
Biological process (GO): error-free translesion synthesis
Cellular component (GO): nucleus; mitochondrial nucleoid
Molecular function (GO): DNA binding
Source: RefSeq, a predicted model, not a curated record